Jaculus jaculus (lesser Egyptian jerboa) is the source of this 3017-nucleotide messenger RNA. It is a transcript of the gene Cdk18, whose product is annotated as cyclin dependent kinase 18. Gene Ontology annotation, molecular function: ATP binding; protein kinase activity. The record is from RefSeq and is a predicted model, not a curated record. The coding region runs from base 266 to 1885 and encodes 539 amino acids. The transcript is spliced from 16 exons. Gene Ontology annotation, cellular component: cytoplasm; nucleus. Gene Ontology annotation, biological process: protein phosphorylation. NCBI's taxonomy places the organism in Eukaryota, Metazoa, Chordata, Mammalia, Rodentia, Dipodidae.
CCCCUCCUCUUCCCCCUCCUCCUCCUUCUCCUCCCCCGCAGCUCAGGUUGCAGCUUCUCUGGGGAGCCGUCCACCUUUGCUGAGCAGAGCCGAGCAGAACCCCGAGUCCAGCGGGGUCCCGGGCAGGGCUCAGGGCGGGGGCACGGCGCCCAGCCCCGGGCAGCCGGGCUGCAGCUGGCGGGCCCAGGCCCCGCGCGGUCGGAGGAGAGGGGCACGGCGCGCCCGGGAAGCCGAGCAAAGGACCUGCCAGCGGUCCCCACUGAUCAUGUACAAGAUGAAGAACUUCAAGCGCAGGUUCUCCCUCUCAGUGCCCCGCCCAGAGACCAUCGAGGAGUCCUUGGCUGAGUUCACAGAGCAGUUCAACCAGCUCCACACCCAGAGGAAUGAGGAUGGUGAGGAGGAGCCCGAGGGGCUGUCCCCCGGCAUGCAGUAUCAGCGACGACAGAACCAGCGCCGCUUCUCUAUGGAGGACCUCAGCAAGAGGCUCUCUCUGCCUAUGGAUAUCCGCCUGCCCCAGGAGUUCUUGCAGAAGCUGCAGCUGGAGGGUCCAGCACUGCCCAAGCCACUCAACCGCAUGUCCCGCCGUGCCUCCCUGUCAGACAUUGGCUUCGGGAAACUGGAAACAUACGUGAAACUGGACAAACUGGGGGAGGGCACUUAUGCCACCGUCUUCAAGGGGCGCAGCAAACUGACAGAGAACCUGGUGGCCCUGAAGGAGAUCCGGCUGGAGCAUGAGGAGGGAGCACCUUGCACUGCCAUCCGAGAGGGUGGGCCUGUCUCCCCAGUGUCUCUGCUGAAGGACCUGAAGCACGCCAAUAUCGUGACCCUGCAUGACCUCAUCCACACAGACCGGUCCCUCACCCUGGUGUUUGAGUACCUGGACAGUGACCUGAAGCAGUAUCUGGACCACUGCGGAACCCUGAUGAGCAUGCACAACGUCAAGAUUUUCAUGUUCCAGCUGCUGCGGGGCCUGGCCUACUGUCACCGCCGCAAGAUCCUGCACAGGGACCUGAAGCCCCAGAACCUGCUCAUCAACGACAGGGGAGAGCUGAAGCUAGCUGACUUCGGCCUGGCCCGGGCCAAGUCAGUGCCCACAAAGACCUACUCCAAUGAGGUAGUGACCCUGUGGUAUAGGCCCCCAGAUGUGCUGCUGGGAUCCACAGAGUACUCCACCCCCAUCGACAUGUGGGGCGUGGGCUGCAUCCACUACGAGAUGGCCACGGGGAGGCCCCUUUUCCCAGGCUCCACCGUCAAAGAGGAGCUGCACCUCAUCUUCCGCCUCCUUGGUACUCCUACAGAAGAGACGUGGCCCGGUGUGACCGCCCUCUCCGAGUUUCGAGCCUACAGCUUCCCCCGGUACCAGCCGCAGCCGCUGCUCAGCCACGCCCCCAGGUUAGAUACCGAAGGCAUCAACCUUCUGACCAGCCUCCUCCUGUAUGAAUCCAAGAGUCGCAUAUCAGCAGAAGCGGCCCUGAGUCAUCCCUACUUCCACUCUCUGGGAGAACACGUGCACCAGCUUGAAGACAGAGAUCCAACUCCAGAAGGACCCAGGUUACCGUGGCCUGGCCUUCCAGCAAACAGGUCGAGGAAAGAGCCGGCGGCAGAGCAUCUUCUGAGCUGCGUGCACCCUACUGCUCCUCGAGGCUUGAGGGACCAAUGGCCACACGGAACACAAAUUCAGGAAGGAUGGGGCCUGUGGAGCCAUCAGAAGGUUGGAGGAAGAGAGCCAGUAGCCAGCCUGGAGGAUCACUUGGCUGUCCUGUUGGUCACAGCUGUUUCCUGUCCCUGCUUCCCAUGUGCCUCCAUAAUGGCCUUUGCUUGGACACCAAUUCCCCUGUCACCUUCCACGGGGCCGAGUGUAAGCUGCUUUCCUGAGAGAAGAUGAGAGGCAAGGAAGGACCUUGGACCCUCUCCCAGCAUGCAGUGCUCAGGUGUCAGCCUGUACGGGAGAAUACAGGUGCCAGGCUGAGUGCCAGUCCCUGGGCCUACUCCCCACCGUGUCUUCAUGGGGCCUGCCUGCCUCGUCAGCCUGGCAGACCCCUUCUCGUCCCUGGGAACCCACAUACAUUUCACCUUCUCCUCUGAGAACAAGAAGGAACAUAGCACCUUCCUUGGGACCUUGGGAUUGUGGGUGCUCAUGCAUGUGCCAAAGCAUCGGCCAGAGGGAGACAUCAGCAGAAGGAAUAGUAGGCUGUCUGGUCACCAUCCCCAACCUGCUUUUGUCCCUUCCUUGCUAGAGGACCACGUGCCUCUAGCCUGAUCCAUAGCUGGAUGGCACCAGCAUGCUGCUGGAUGUCCAGCUGCAUCUGGAGGCGGCCUGGUACCGCCAGCUGCAUUCCUGCCACCUCAGUCAACCCUCUGCCCGUCUCCCAGUCGGGAUACAGUUGCCUUAAGUUGGCAGGAGGUAGAACAUGUACUGCCCUUGAAGCUCUGACCAGCUCCGACCUGCCCCUCCUUCCCGAGAGCCACUCCUGCAGGUGUUAUCAUUCUCAGGGCUGAUAAGUGAGCCCUGGCUCAGGGUCCCCAAGGCUGUCACUCAGAUAGGCAAGGUCACCCUGACACUGGUGCCAGGCUGGCCUGGGCUCCUAAGAACCAACACAACCUCCCCACCCCUCCUUCCCCAUGGUCUCGUCCACAUGACCCUGGCCCCAGCCUCCGUGGAGACAGGGAAGGGUACCAGCCUGAUCUGCAGAAAGGUGAGAUGGGAGCAGGUUUGACCCUGGGAGCUGGGAGCCCCUGAAGAAGACACCCUCAGCACCCUUCUUCAGUACCCAGCUCAUAUUCUCAGCGCCUCAACAUUUGCCUGAAUCUUGAAGGGCAAAAGCUGGGGGAAGGCCAGCUUUAUCCACAAGCCCGCUCUCCCUCCCUGUUCCCCACCACUGCCGCCAGCCCAAGCCCCUCCACCCGAGAAGCAGCCCCGGAGCCUGCCCCCGCCCAGCCCUCCACUCCUCCCCUGCUAACUGUGAAUGUCCUGUGACUCAGAGCAAAGACAGAAUAUAUAUUUAAUUCAUGUUGUA